This is a messenger RNA of Pocillopora meandrina, 6454 nucleotides long. The record is from the annotation of a GenBank genome assembly. Lineage: Eukaryota; Metazoa; Cnidaria; Anthozoa; Scleractinia; Pocilloporidae.
AUGGCGCAAGACGUUUCCACCAAAAAGGUGCAUUCACAGCUCGAAGGAGGUGCCGAAGACAGACCUCUGCGUGAUGUUUUGAAGAAAAAAAAAGACGAGGAGAAUCUUGAAAACCAAUUACUCCGUGCUCUCGGGGAAAACGAUGCGAGCAAUUGUUGGGAACUUCUGAAAAGGAAUCAUGAGACGGUCAGGUCGGAAUACAAAAAAUUCCAAGAUGACUGCAAUGAAGCCAACAAGAAAGAGCAGCAGAGGGAAGGGAGAUUUCACUGCGACUGCAAAUGUUCGAACUCCGAACCGCAAAGAUCAGAAGAAGACAGCAUAAAUGAUGAAACCAAACUUAACUGGAUCAAAAUUCUUUCUAACCCUCUGUUCAUUGGUUUGGAAUGGCUAUGGAGAACAGGAUCUCACUGUCAGUGUAAAUUUUGCGAGGAAGAUAGGAAGUUGGUUGGAAAAGAAAAGAAAAAGAAGGAGGAUGUCAUAGAAAGUUCUCUACAUGAUGCAUAUCUACUCGAUGAAACGUCGUCUCUCAAGCACUACAAUAGCCGAGAUGUUUACAGGGAAUCGGCGGAGGCUUACGAAACGUUUGCUGUUGGCGUGCUGGAGAAAGCCGCCCAGAAUGAACUUUACCUGAUCAUGGAUAUAAAAGGAGAGGGCUGCCUGCUGAAAAAUAAUCCUAAUCAACACAGAAAUUUUAUUCAGAGUCUGAGCCUUCUCAAGAGUGCAGUCAAUAAGGGAAGGAAGAAGGUAUGCUCUCGGGAUUAAACGACGAUGUUGUUUAGCGCCGCAGGAAUGUGAAUAUUGAUUUCUGCACUCAACCAUAUCUUAGAAAUAUCAGAAAUGACCCCUCAUUACUCUGCCAACAAUUUCCAAAUCUUGUGUGAUGGAGACCGAUCUUUAAAUCUCUUGGUAACAUAAAUCAGUGACAGCACGUAGUAAUUGAUACUGUAGGCCUCCUUUAUUCUCCACAAGUUUAAUCAGAUGAUUAAAGAUUCGGCUUUGUUUUACUAAUGGAGUUUGAACGAGAUAACAUCAGGCAAAUUAUUUUUAACCCAUCGUAUCUAGUACAAUUUGCAUUUCAUUAAGGGUGUGAGCAACAAAACACCCAAGCUGAAAUGUUUAAGUUUGGAGCUCGCCGGCCAAACGUUAGAUCCGUGAGCUAAGUGUUAUUCUACAUAAGGUGAAAUGGUGAUUCAUAUGAAAUGCAGUUAAAUUAUACACUUUCAGUGCCUAUCAACUUCGAUGGUGGUCUUAAUACAUACUGCUUGUUUUCGUAAAGGAAUGAUCGUUGCAGCAAAAGUCUUUCAACGAUUUCCUUUUACAGAGAUUUUAUUACAUCAAAGCAUUCUUUCAAAGUUUCCUUUGUCUGUUACUAAAAUGCUUGAUAUUCCGGCCGAACAAGUUGAGUUUUUCUGUCUCAAGGCUGAACGCGUAUCCAGGGCCCGGUUGUUCAAAAGGUGGUUUGCGAUUAUCCAGGAUGAAACUUUUAACUUGUAAUUAGUUGCCCUUGAAAUAAAGUUUGUAUUAGGGUCUAAGUAUUAAGGGUUUUACCUUAGUGUGACACAAAACUGAUGGAAAAAAUAUAUCCAAUUAAAAUUGUCUGCAAAGCUACACAAAUUAAACUAAAAACUGGUGGCUAACCCUCGGUUAGCUUAAUCGUACUAUGUACAAUCCGGCCCGGGUUAAUAAACUUUUCUCCUUAAACCUUAGAGACCUCCCACUGAUUGAAAAAAAUUCAUCUCUUUGAAUGCUCUGAGGCGUAAAAGCCCAAUCAGCAUCAUUUCUUGUUCUGAUAAACUAAUACGUCUAUCUCUAUAUUUACUUGUAGUUUGUUUCAAGUCCAAGAUGUCAAGCUAUCCUCGAUGCGAUUAUUUUUUACAAGAUGCGGGAUUGGCAGGACAAGAGCAUGGCAAAAAAAUUUUUUUGGUCCCUUUUGCAGUUUGUCGUUAUCUUACUUCUUACUCCUUUGUUUUACGUUUUCGCUCGACCACCCAUGAAGAUAUGGCGCAGGCUGAGUGAUAUCGAAUGGCUUGCGUGCGUAGAGAAGUUAUAUGAGCAUCCCUACAAUAAGUUUGCAAACCACAUCAGUUUUUACAUUGUAUUCCUGGGGCUGCUUUUCGCCUCAACUUUCGGCUUUGAACACGAGUACAGAACAAGCACAACAGGGCUUUCAUCCAUUGGUAAGUUGUGUAAAUUGAUUCUUCAGUGCCUAUUUCACCACUAACAGUGUAUUAGCUAUGAGCAACAGCUAAUUCUGCUGAUACCGUUCAAGCUCAAAUUAGUGCCCGGGACUAUUUCUUUAUUUCGCAAUGCAUAAUCCUGACUUGUAGUAAUCUCGAACUGCAAGUUUCUGAAAAGUGAACUUCUGCGACAUUAAAGGAAUUUAAUCAACAUCUUGUUAGCAUGAAGCACUUACCAAAUAUUAAAUUUUUCAACAAACAAUGAAACAGCGUCUCCAAUUAAUUUUUGCAGAGUCAUUUGCGUUCCGUUCUGAUUCGUCCACAGAUUAUGCUGUCCUUUUCUUUUUGGUCGGUUUCCUUCUACAGGAAAUUUGGGAAGUUUCUAAACAAGGAUUCCGCAUCUACAUCUCGAAAUGGUGGAAUGUCGUGGAUACAAUAACAUUUCUUACACUCCUGGCAGCUUAUACAGUAUGGCUCUCCACAUGGCUAAGCGUUUAUAAAGAAUGGCAACCGAGGAAGAAUGCCUUCAUCGUGGCAGAUGUCUUGUAUGCAAGCGCCACAGUGUUAGCGUUCUUUCACCUAGCUCACGCGUUUCAAGUCAGCUCAACUCUUGGCCCUUUGCAGCUUUCAUUGUACAGAAUGCUGAAAGAUGUGGCCAAGUUUCUUUUCAUUUUUCUGAUGCUUUUCAUUGCAUUUGCAACUGGCCUCAUAAAAAUUUAUUCAUACUAUGUGGUCUCCCAAGCGAAACUUCGUGAAGAGGGCGAGAGCAAAUUCCAGGACUUCCAUCCAUAUGCUGAGUAGGUGGAUACUAUUGCGAUAUUUAUAUAAGAGAGUGGGCGCCCAUAAGCAAACAUACAAUAUUUCAUCUAUAAUUUUAUAGAAAAAUAUUGCUAAAAGAAAUUUAAAAUGCUUUAAUUGAUUUGAUGAGUGGACGGACGAAGAAAUACUUAUGUCCAUGUAAUCGGACAGAUAGACAAACAUCAGGGCCCAGUUGUUUAAAGGUCGGAUAACGCUAUCCAACGGAUAAAACACUAUUCAGUGGAUAAGUAAUAGCAAAAUGUAUAGCGUCAACCACCGCAUAGAGUUUUAUCUAGUGGAUAGCGUUAUCCCAUCUUCAAACAAUCGGGGCCAGACGUAUAGAUUAGCUGACCAGUGAAAAAGAUAUCUCAUAUUUUCAUCAUUCGAAACUUUUCAGGCACGAGAUCACUUUUAUUAGCUUGGUCUGGUUACUGGUUGGCUACGUGGAAGAAGACAAAAUAAGGGUUGAUGAUCCUGCCUUUUACCUUACACAACUGUUUGGUCGCUUGGGUUUCCUCAUCUACCUGGUUUGUACCGUUAUCGUUGCUUUGAACAUGCUGAUCGCCAUGAUGAAUAACUCCUUCGACAGAGUUAUGGUAGGUCCCAAGUUGUGGUUUGUGACAGAUUUUGACUUGAUAUAAUAGUUCUGAGAAUGAUGUUUGCUAGUUGGCUUUUUACUCAGUGACAUAAACCACGUUGAUUACCACACUAUCAUCAUGAUUGAUCCGUAGCAUGACGACUCAUAUGAAUUCGAGGGAAUUCAGUCAACCUUCGCAUAAAAUCACUAAAUUCCUCUUAUUACUGAGUAUACCUACCUAGUCAGUCGAUCACGGAUAAGCUUAAACUCUUUCCAAACCUUGGGGGAAAUUUAUGUGAGUUAUUACAUGUGAUAGAUUUUAACUUAGAAAAUGAACUUUGGUUUUUAGGGUGAUGAGGACAAAGAGUGGAAGUUUUCAAGGGCUCAAAUGUGGUUAGAAUAUAUCGACAAAGGAAAUGCAAUACCAGUACCUUUUAACCUUCUGUAUUAUACCUCUUUUGUCCUAACAUUCGUUUUCUGGAUUACAACGCUAUGCUGCAGAUGCAAAUGUAAUAAGAAGGUAAAUGUUAGCAAUUGCCAUUUUGAUUUUGGAAUACUUGCAAAAUCCUUUUAGUGAGAUCUUGGUUGCACUUUCAUAAUGAUUCUGAGGAAAAAGGGCUCGGAGAAAUCAAUUCCGUUUGCUUCAUCUCCCCCAGGAUGAAACAUUUUUCGCUAUGACCUAGUCUCUUAUUGAAUCCCGCGAGCACACAGAAACAGAUAAAAUUAACUAGUAAUUUGGGAAAUGUAACAUGUAAAUGCAAAUAUAAAUUCCAACAGAUCUUAUAUUAUCAAGUGUAGAUUUCAAUUCCAACAGGUCUUAACAAGUUUACUACAGAAGCAUUCAGUGCAUGUCCCUUGAGUGACAACUCACGUUGGUGCGAAAAUAUGUUUUGUUUCAUUUUGCUGCUUACUUUGACAGAAACAGCGAGACGAGGGAAGAAGAACUGUUGAGGUACGCAAAAUGAAAAAAACAAUUUCGAUUUAAACCUUACUCGUUGUUUCGUUACGUCAUCUCGGACGCCCAGUACGCUGGCUGAUUCCUAUUGCAAGAAGCCUGGUGAUGAGGAGUUUUGAAAGUGGGCUGGCGUUUGCCUCCUUUGUUUGCGUUUUAUGCAUUCAAGAUCAUGGUGGUAAUCUUAAGAUAGGUUGUGUAGAUCUGCAUAACUUAUUAACUGGCAGAUUUCCUAAUUCUUUACUUUUAGAUGCAAGCCAGUCCUAAACCCACUAGAGCAGAAGAGAAUGUUGAAGAAGGCAAUCCACAACAGGUAUUGUGAGGCAAAUUUGCUUUUUCCGUCGCUUUAUCUAUGAUAAGUACCACCCAGAAGCGCUUCAUGAUUGUAAAAUUGACGUUUAACAAGAUUUUAAAAGUCGUUAUCGUCAUUGGCCAAUAUUCUAGAGACGUAGUUUAUACAUCGGUAGGUUUAACAUUUUCUGAACAAUUCUGCCUUAGAUUAUAGGAUAUUUAGGCAAACAUGGAAAAUAAAUAUUUCGGGAGUUUUCAUGAUUUUAGCAGGUGUCAUGUAUCGUUUUUUGAACAAGGUUUCUUUUAUCUCUCUCAGAUAAAUAAAGAGCAAGGCAGCGAAGAUCAGGUAGGAUUAAGAUCCCAUUUCUCACAUUCACCUCACAAUUCACGAUUACGCUCCGCGAUCAGUAGUUUGCCAAACAUAGCAAAGAAAAAAGUUAAGGUAGACACCGAUACAUUGAGAUCCUUAUUAGAAAAAGAGGAAAAAAAGAGAGGAAUCACAAAACUCGUGAUUGUAGGCAAACGAUUUAAUGUAAAAACAAGGAAGCUGUUUCGAACCUUGUCAGUUAUGGCACCAAUCAAGAUUUUUAAGUCAUUUUCUCUUUACUUUUUCAUCAGACCUCGUGCUAUAGUUUCGCCUCCUGUAUUUGUCAUGGAUGUUUUUGUUGUUGUAAACCCGAAACCGAAAACAAACGAGAAGAGGUCAGUAAAUGGAUCAUUUUGUCGUACCACAUAUGCGUAUAAGUGACAACACUUAGCUGAUGAACUAAGGGCAACAGAUCCAGGCUGUAAGAGAAAUAGAUCAUGUAUCUUUUUUGUAUAAAUAAACAGCUCAAAUUAGCCUCACAAUUCCCAAUUGCCCUACGCAAUCCAAACUGAGUUUGCCAAACCGACUGCUGUGAAAAAGGAAUAGAAAAAAACUGAGUAAAGGUAGACACCACUACAUUGCAAUUCACGUUAGAAAAAGGGGAAACUAGAGACAAAUCACAAAACUUGUGUUUGAACUUUAGGCAAACGAUUUAAUGUAAAAAAAAGAAAGUUGUUUUGAACCUUCUCGGUUACAGCACCAAUUAAUAUUUUUAAGUCAUUUCCUCUUUAUUUUUUCGUCAGACCUCGGGCUAUAGUUUCGCCUCCUGUAUUUGUCAUGGAUGUUCCUGUUAUUGGAAACCUGAAAUCGAAUACAGCCGAGGAGAGGUUUGUUAGUGUUGAUUAAUUACUUCAGUAAAUGGAUCAUUUUGUCGUACCACAUAUGCGUAUAAGUGACAACACUUACCCGAUGAACUAAGGGCAACAGAUCCAGGCUGCAAGAAAAAUAGAUCAUGCGUCUUCUUUGUAUAGAUAAACGUCUCAAAUUAGCCUUACAAUUCACGAUUGCGCUCCGCAAUCAAAAUUGAGUUUGCCAAACCGGCUGCUGUAAAAAGGGAAAAGAGAAAGGUGAAGACAAACACCUUUUCAGCGAUUUGGGAUCAUUUACAAUUGAAAUAUCACAGAUGCAGAUAUUCCAAUCGUUGUUGGAAGCAGUUCAUUGCUAAGUUUAGUAUUUAUUAUAAUACUAAAUUGGUACUGUUUCUUCUUUAUAAGGAACGCGGGAAAGCUAUAGCAUCAUCUGUUGAGAAGUACCUGAAACAGAUAAUGACCCCUCAGCACGGAGGACUUUAA